Lethenteron reissneri (Far Eastern brook lamprey) is the source of this 5445-nucleotide messenger RNA. It is a transcript of the gene EEFSEC, whose product is annotated as eukaryotic elongation factor, selenocysteine-tRNA specific. Gene Ontology annotation, biological process: selenocysteine incorporation. The record is from RefSeq and is a predicted model, not a curated record. NCBI's taxonomy places the organism in Eukaryota, Metazoa, Chordata, Hyperoartia, Petromyzontiformes, Petromyzontidae. Gene Ontology annotation, molecular function: GTP binding; translation elongation factor activity; GTPase activity.
AUGCCCAUGCGGGUGCUGAUGCCCGGCACGGAGUCUCUCAUCUCGCCUCCUCCAUCGCCAAAUGUCUUGCAAAGCGUUCAACUUCAACGUGGGCGUCCUCGGCCACGUGGACAGCGGCAAGACAUCGCUGGCGAGGGUCUUGAGCAGCACGGCAUCCACGGCCGCCUUCGACAAGAAUCCGCAGAGCCGUGAGCGCGGAAUCACUUUGGACUUGGGGUUCUCGGCCUUUGGAGCACCGCUGCCAUCUCACCUGCGCGAUGACCCCAGGGCAGGUGGCUUCGAGGCUCUGCAGGUGACCCUGGUCGACUGCCCGGGGCACGCGUCGCUCAUCAGGACCAUCAUAGGAGGAGCACAGAUCAUCGACCUGAUGAUGCUGGUUAUCGACGUGACCAAGGGCAUGCAGACGCAGUCGGCCGAGUGUCUGCUUAUUGGAGAGAUCACCUGCCCCCGCAUGAUGGUCGUGCUCAACAAGACGGACAUGCUGCCCGAAGCCAAGCGCGCCACGCUCAUCGAGAAGAUGACUAAGAAGAUGCACAAGACGCUGGAGAACACCAGGUUUAAAGGGGCUCCUAUAAUCUCGGUGGCAGCAAAACCAGGCGGCCCGGAUGCACCCGAGGGCCAGGAGGCAGAGGGCAUCGCAGAACUCAUUGAGUUGCUUCUGUCUCAGACGUACUUGCCCCAGAGGGACCCUGCAGGACCACUGCUCAUGGCCGUGGACCACUGCUUUUGCAUCAGAGGCCAGGGCACGGUGAUGACUGGCACCGUGCUUUCAGGCAGCGUGUCUGUCAAUGACACUGUGGAGAUUCCUGCUCUCAAGGUUACCAAGAAGGUGAAAUCGAUGCAGAUGUUCCGCAAGCCGGUGACGUCGGCGGCGCAGGGCGACCGCGUCGGUCUCUGCGUGACGCAGUUCGACCCCAAACUGCUGGAGCGCGGGCUCGUGUGCUCGCCGGGCUCGCUGCUGUCGCUGCGCUCCGGCAUCGCCUCCGUGCGCCGCGUGCCCUACUUCCGUGGCGCCGUGAGCACGCGCGCCAAGUUCCACGUCACCAUCGGCCACGAGACUGUGCUCGCCCGGGUCUCCUUCUUCGGAGCCGGCGGUGGGGCUGGCGACGAUGGUGGUGGCGAUGACGCCGCUUUCGACUUUUCGCGAGACUACGCGUACCAGGAUGAGUUCCUGGCCGAGCAGCCCAAGGACCGCGCUGAGCAGGCUGAUGAGCGGACCACAACCGCCCCCAAUCCUGCACCGCGGCACCAGUGGGCUCUGCUGGAGUUUGAGCGCCCCGUCACCUGUCCACGGCCCUGCAAGGUGAUCGCGUCCCGCCUGGACGCAGACAUCCACGCCAACAGCUGCCGCCUGGCGUUCCACGGCACGCUGCUGGAGGGCUUCGAGGAGAAGGGCUACAGCGAAGCCAGCCUGGCGCAGCUCCGCGUCUACAAGACCAAGAGCAAGGAGGGCACCGUGGAGAGGGCAAGCGGGGAGUAUGAAGUGAUCGGACGGUCGCUCUUCAAGAAGGAGACCAACAUGCAGCUCUUCGUGGGCAUGAAAGUCACGCUGUCCACCGGCGAACAGGGCCUCAUCGAGGGCGGCUUUGGGCAGAGUGGCAAGUUCAAGGUCCGCGUGCCGGCCGGCCUGAAGCCCGAGACGAUGAAGCUGCUCUCGGCUGGCGCUGCCGGAGGCUCCAAGCGGAAGGGGAGAGGAGGCGGCGGUGGCCCGAACAAGGAAGACGCGACCCCUGCGGAGGAGGCCAAGGCGGAGGGCGCGCAGCCCGUGCGGAUCACCUUGGCCUUCCGGAAAUACGUGUUCGACCCCAACAAGAAGAUGGUGCAGGCCUAGUCGUCGCUACCGAUCGGUGCCUGCCCACCGCCGGACAAAAUCGACACACCGUGGGCCGUGGGCCAUCCUUUGCAGUUUUGCGUUGCCCGUGGUCUGUCUUAUCUCGCUCCUGUGUAUGAACUCAUGUCUCCCAUCUCUGUGGUGGUGGUCUUUAGAUGCACCUUCUUUCUCGUCUUUAGGCUGCCAUUCCAUCACCAGUCUUGUACAUCGGCCGUUGUCCAUUCGAAGAAAUGUGCCCUUCCCAAGCCCAUUUACCUUUCCUAUAAAAAAAAUCGGCAUUCGUCAACAAUGUUUAUUAUACUAAGUAAGGCCUGCUGAGCUAUAUAGCUUGCUUUCAGAAACGACCUGGCCACAAAUGAGAGCUCAACGAAAUGGGCUUAUGUGGAAAUGUAUAGCAAAUACUCUAAAUGCAUGCGACCACAGGAAGAGAGACACACAGACUCCAAAUAUACAGCAGGCGUCCGGGUCAGGAUCAAACAUACGACCUCCUGCAUACCAGGCGAGGUAGUUAACAUAUCUCCACCGUGGUGUCCUUUAUUAAAAAUAUAGGUGACGUUCCAAGGCAGUUGUCAUUGUUUUCUUAUUGAGCUUGUGCGCAAGCACACUGCCAAAGCAGCAUCACCAAAUAAUUUGUUAAAAUGUCUUAAAUGUCAAUACGAUGUUUCUGAUUGGUGUUUGUUCUCUGAUCCAUGUGCGAUUCAAUCUGCCUCAGUAUGAUUUCAAGAAUUAAUCUCGCCACACGCUGCCCACUGACAAAGUAUGUAUGUAUUAUAGGCAUCUUUAUCAGCGUCCUUUAACAUUUAUCUACCUUGCAGCAAUGUUUGUAACCCAGUGGAGUGUGCCUUAACUCUGGGAGUGUUUAGCUCUUUUGCAAAAAAAUGGCAAAAAACAAAAAACAUUUACGAUUGCCUGAGCGUAGAUGCACGAGAAAUUAACCGACAGUUAAAGUUCAGUUGAAACAAAGUAAAGAUUCUGUAAGCCGAAUGGAAUCCACAGCACUCUAUUGGAUAGAUCAUAUCUCAUCCUAAGCUGACCAUGUGUCAGCCACCCAUCAUCUGGCGUGUAUAGUUCUCAUUACUGACGCUACAUCACCCAAUGAGAGAUAACUUGUUGAGAAAUGCCCAUGGCCUUACACCUGCCACCAUUCCAUCAGUCAAUUCAAAUGAUUACGCUUAGAACGCCCACAAUUUGAACUUCAUUCCGAGGCGAGCGGCAGAUAACUCGGGCAAGAGCGAAGUUUUCACAUUCUGGCAGGAGGUCGGCAACCGACGCGUGCAUUGGAGGAGGGAAUGCAUCAGAAUCAUAAUAUUUAUUUAAACUGGAGCAACCCAAUGAACUAUGAAGCUCUGUUUGACAAAUGUCCAGUACCGGACGAGCUGAGCCGUGGCACAAACGAAGUUCACCGCGUCUGGUCCCAUGGUCAGGCUUGACGAGGAGGUGAAGGAGGCUGUUGGAAAUGGAUCGGUGAGACGCGAGGAGAGGAAUAGGCAGGUUGGUGGCAAAUGGCACGCGAAUUACACUGGAUGCUGAUUAUAAUAAAAAAUAUAAACUUUUCAAUUUUUUUUACAUUGCAUUCUCAAUUUGCCGCUAACUAUAGAGAUUGAUCCAAAAUCUGUGCCUGAUUGGUGUGAAGUUAACUAUCGCAGUGAUUAUUUGUGUACAAAGUGUUCACAUUUUGUACAUCAGGAAUAAUAAUGAAUACUCAUAUUUUACACUUAAAAAAAAUGGAACGAAUUAUUUGGUGGUUGUUUCCAGCGUGUCUUUUGAAUUUGGAAGCGAGAGCCACCACUGAAGCCGAUGGGUAGCUGUCAGGGCAAAGAGUCCUUUUUGCUCUGUCUACCAAGCUUUUCGCCACACUGUCUACGCUGUCGGUAAUGGGUGGCACCGUUUUAGAACAUUCCUUUGAUGAAUUCGCCCAGUUUUUUUUUUUUCAAAAGGGUGAGUCCCAAAUAGCAACACGACUUGACAGCGCAGUUUUGGCUCAUCUUGGAUGAUAUUCCCGAGUGUCUGUCGAGAUCCCUCCAUUACUGACGGACAAACGGAGAGCGAAUGUAUUAUAAAAAGCUUCCAACUUUAAUUAGACUGUGCGAGAAGAACGUCUGUAAGUCAACCUUGAAAGACACUUCACAAAGAUGGACCUUCUUCUUGGUUCUUUGGGUAAAGUCACUUUGUCUCCCCGACAGACCUGAUCUACACCUGAGGACGGCUGCUUGCGUUGCGUGACUUUACCGAAAGAACCAAGAAGAUGAAUCCCUGCAGUCACGAAAGCUUUAAAUCGAAAGAUGGACUUCUAUGAUUUAAUGUGGCGUUGGCAAAUCUAGGCCACAGUUAUGCUUCGUUUUGGUCACACCUUUGACUGCAGCGCAGUUGCCGAGGGCCUUUGUUCAGCUUAUAUCGGUAACCGAGUACGAACUAUUAAGUAAAAACUCAGUUUUAUAUCCUGUAGCGCCAUUCCCACAAGGCCUCACAGCGCUUUACAACAGAAUCACAGUUUAAAAAAACCUUUUACAUUAAAAUUAAGAGGGGAAAACAACCUCCACGCAGAUGGACACGCGAGAAAAAUAAAAUGUUUUUAGGCGAGCUCUAAAAAGCUCGACUGACGGAGCAUCCCGAAUGGACCGGGUCGCCCGACUACUGAAGGCUCUGUCAACAAUUGAACGCAGAUUUAUUUGUCCUUCACGUAAAGUUUGCCCGGUAACAGCCGAGUACCGAUGGUUUUGCUGUGAAUUCUGCUGGAUUGUGUUACAGCCGCGCCACACACAGGUCUUAAUAAUCCCCCUCGUGGACAUUGAUCAAAGGAUAACUUUAAGAAAGUUGCCAAUAUACAGGGUGCUUCAAAAAAAUGUGAACACUUCCGAGAAUUUUCAACAAUACCACGAGAAAAGUGACUCCGGGCUCUGGAGACCACCUGGAUAAGAUUCCAGGCACGUGUUGACAAUGAUGGUGAACAAGUGGAGACUCUUUGAUUUUUUGAAGCUAUUAACAUACAUUUGUUAUCAUGUUACAGUGUAUUAUCAGUUAUUUUUCCAAUAAAAACGAUAGUCCCAAAUAUAAGUGUUAAAACAUUUUUGAAGCACCCUCUAUGAGGUCAAUCGGUGCCCUUGACCUCACGACUCCCUGCUUCUCUGCAACUCCAGGCUCAAGGCUUUCCUCUUUGUCAACUGCCUAUGACUCGACUCCCUCUGGUAAACAAAUAAAGCCCCACUGUUCCUGUACGGCAUCGUGGAGAUGCGAUCACAUCGAGAAGGAAGGCGACGCAUUAACGAAAACUCUUACUACGCAGAAUCUCGCGGAAAAAGACGUCGCAGAUGUGCGCUCACAUCGUAUGCUGGAUGCCUCCGAGUUGCGAGAGGAAACUCGAGAGAGUUGCCAACAGGGGUUGUUGUAAAGGGUUGGAACACGGAUAAUGGUGUUGAAAGGCGCGCUAGUUGUGACGUGAUUGAGACGGACACUGUUUUGUCUUGCACACGCCAAUCAGGCCAAGAUUGAGAGUUAUUUUUCGCGGUAGAAAGCAAAUGAAUGUUCAUUAAAGAAAACAAUGAAAUUAUCGAAUGGAAGCUGUAAUUAAUGUAUUUGUGAUGGGAUUUAAAAUAAAAAAAAUAUGCAAUUUUAGU